GAUAAACUGGGAGAAAAAACUAAAGAGAUGCCUCCGUUGGACACCGCAAAGCCACCCUCUUGCCAGAACUCCAACUCUUUGGAAAACAACAUCAAAAGGUGUGCAUGACGAUAAAGGCGUAAGAUCUGGAAUAAAAGCAGUUAAUCUGGGUUCCAAGCCACACACAGAGAGAGGAACACACAGAGAGAGCGACAGAACACAGACCUCCACACUGAUCAACUCCAAGGUUCAACAGCACCUUUUAAGUCACCAGAGAACCGACAACCAACCGGAUCAGCAAGAGGAAAACACGGUUUCUGUUUCUUACCCUUCAUUAAGCUGAAUCCAACCUCCAGUGGACCAUUGGAUUAACACUGUGAUAGAUCUAAUUUUGUUCAAUCGCAAACAACUUUGGAUAGUCCCUGUGGACACAACAACAGUACCACUCCUCUCCAUGGCGGAUACUGGGCUCUCCAGGUUGGAGGCUACCUUUAUCACCCGGAUCCCCUUCCCCCUGCUCUCCUUGCUGCUCCUGCUGUGGCCCCUGUCUGGGCAGGGCAGCCCCAUCUCCCUGGCCCCAGAGAGGCAUCACCCUGCUCCCGGGCUGGGGGACAGCCACGGGGGAGUCAUAGACCCAUCUCUGUUGGAGCAGGACAGUGAUGUGGACAUGCAGACCCUGCUUGUGAAUCUGAGAGGCCAGUUUCUCCGGACCUUCAACCUGUCUGGCCUGGGCCCUCCUGCCCAGCCACCUGGCAGUGCCCGCGUGGAGCCUCCUGAGUACAUGAUGGAGCUGUACAACCGCUUCGCCAAUGACCGCACUGCCAUGCCCACCGCCAACAUCAUCCGCAGCUUCAAGAACGAAGACUCGCCUCCCUGCAGUUUGGGUAGUGGAGGGGUGAGACGACACCCUCUGCUCUUCAACGUAUCCUUCCCCCACCAUGAGCGCAUCACCGCCGCACAGCUGCGUCUCUACACCCUGGUCCAGACCGACCGCAACCUCUAUGCUGGGGUCGACCGCAAGGUGACCAUCUACGAGCUAGAGCAGCAGGAUGGAACAGGGGAGGACAACAGAACAGGGGAGGACACUGAGAAAGGAGGAGGAGGUGGAGGAAGGGAGCAGUUAGUGGAGCUGGCAUCACGGCAGGUCUAUGGUACUGAUAGCGGCUGGGAGGCCUUUGACCUGACCGCUGCUGUCCAAAGCUGGCGCAAAUCAGAGUACGGCACCACCCACAGGCUGGAGGUGCACGUAGCAAGCCUGGCCUCUGAGGGGAAAGGAGGGCAGGCACUGGCAGAGGGCGAGGGAGAAGGAGAGGAAGAGGGGAGGAGGACAUUCAGAGGAGACAUGGAGAUAGACACCAGCCCAGAGGACAAACACAAACCCCUGAUGAUCGUCUUCUCCAAUGACCAGAGCGGUGAUCACCGUGAUGACAAGCAGGAGCUGAACGAGAUGAUUGGACACGAGACUUCAGAGGCGGUGCUUCAGGGUGACCUGGGGCUGGGGCUGAAUGGGCUAUGGGGGGAGCUGAGCCGGGCGGAGGGCCAGGAAAAGGAGGGAGAUGAGGAGGAGCAGGAUGAAGAGGCCCUGAUCCAGAUGCGCUCUAACCUGAUCUAUGACACAGCCUCUAGGAUCCGCCGCAACGCCAAGGGCAAUCAGUGCAAGAAACAGUCCCUCUAUGUGGAGUUUGAAGACAUCGGCUGGGACAGCUGGAUCCUAGCGCCGGCCGGGUACGAGGCCUUCGAGUGCAGCGGCGUCUGCACGUACCCACUGACAAAACACGUGACGCCCACCAAGCACGCCAUUGUCCAGACGCUGGUGAGCAUGAAGAGCCCGCAGAGGGUGGUGCGGGCCUGCUGUGUGCCCACCAAGCUGGAUCCUAUCUCCCUGCUUUACCUGGAUGACACAGGAGUGGUCACGUACAAGUAUAAGUUUGAGGGCAUGGUGGUGGCAGAGUGUGGCUGCAGAUAGCUAGUCCACAUACCCUGCUAGUCAUAUGGACAUGGAGAGAGACAGUGGUGAAGAGAAAUUACAGGGUGUGGUUGGAACAAAGCAAAAACUAAGAACAAAAUGGAGGCAUUAGAAUCCACAGACUCUGAAUUGUAUCUGGUAUCACCAUUGGAAACAGUUGAGAAGAGAAACAAAAAAGAAGAGAAUAGUUUAGGUGAGCCUUGACAGGAGCCUUGACUAUGAGUCAUCUAAACUCCUACACUUUGUACAUUGUAAAUGUAUAUUUUGUAUUUCAGGAAAAUGUAUAUGUUAUUUUGUAUAGUACAACGUCUAUGAAACCAAUUCAUCAUUCUGUAAGAGAAGCAGUUGGAUGCUGAGGAAAAAAGGAUGGACCUUCAUAAAUAAACUGUCCUUAGUUCUCUCUAAGGAUUUUAGCCACACAGCACCCAGGCAUACAGUCCUGUCCAGUAGGCCUAGCUGGUGGGACCUGACAGGUGGAGCGUUAGCCUAGCUGGUGGGACCUGACAGGGGGAGCGUUAGCCUAGCUGGUGGGACCUGACAGGGGGAGCGUUAGCCUAGCUGGUGGGACCUGACAGGGGGAGCGUUAGCCUAGCUGGUGGGACCUGACAGGGGGAGCGUUAGCUCUCCUCCUCUGACACUGAUCUUCCAACUUAUGUCUUCCUCUCCACUUAUCUCUGUUCUCCCCCUCCCUGGACGCUAACACUAAUCCACACUUCAUUUAGCCUGUCUCUCUAACAGUAAUAGCAACAGGCCUCCCAAGGGGAAACACAAACCUGACUGGACUGGACUUCUGCUAGGGGCCUGCCCUCAUCCUCACCCCCACCACCUCCCCCUGGCACUUAGGACAGUGGGCUGAGGUCAGAGGUUAGGGUGGACUGGGUUAUCUCCCUCACCGGACCCUCACCUACUUUCCCACAUUGUCCUCAGAGAGUCAGUCACAUGCCAUGCGAGCCACUCUCUCCCACUCCUCUGCGCCGAUAGGGAGGUGUUGGCGCUGAGAAACAUGUGCUCUGCCACU
Messenger RNA from Coregonus clupeaformis (lake whitefish), 2963 nucleotides. RefSeq names its product bone morphogenetic protein 10-like. The transcript has 2 exons. The coding region runs from base 434 to 1945 and encodes 503 amino acids. Gene Ontology annotation, molecular function: growth factor activity; cytokine activity. Gene Ontology annotation, cellular component: extracellular region. The record is from RefSeq and is a predicted model, not a curated record. Gene Ontology annotation, biological process: SMAD protein signal transduction; BMP signaling pathway. Lineage: Eukaryota; Metazoa; Chordata; Actinopteri; Salmoniformes; Salmonidae.